Messenger RNA from Stylophora pistillata, 1695 nucleotides. Its product is annotated as actin-like protein 6B. The record is from RefSeq and is a predicted model, not a curated record. Lineage: Eukaryota; Metazoa; Cnidaria; Anthozoa; Scleractinia; Pocilloporidae.
UUUUGACCAGUUCCUUUCUCAAACUGAAUCAAUAACAAAACUCUACUUCUUUUCUCUCAAACUUUGGAAACAUUUUAAAAUGAGCGGCGGAGUUUACGGAGGAGACGAAGUUGGAGCGAUCGUGUUCGACAUUGGCGCCCAUUCAGUUCGAGCCGGUUAUGCUGGUGAAGAUUGUCCCAAGUAUGACAUCCCAACACAUGUGGGAACCUUAGAGGAGGAAGUUAGGGAUGAAAUUAUGGAAACUGAGGGUCCUCCCGAAGAGAAGCCAAAACUUCCAGAGAAAAAGUUUUAUAUUGACACAAAUUACAUUCAUCUUCCAAAAGAGAACAUGGAAAUUAUAAAUCCAGUUAAGGAUGGGAUGAUUGAAGAUUGGGAUACAUUUGAGAAACUGUUGGAUUACAUGUAUGCAAAGGACAUCAAGUCUGAAUCAGCCCUUCACCCUGUGGUUAUGUCAGAAGCUUCAUGGAAUGUUCGUGCAAAGAGAGAGAAACUCACAGAACUGAUGUUUGAAAAGUACAAUAUCCCAGCAUUCUUUCUGUGCAAAAGUGCAGUGCUUACAGCAUUUGCAAAUGGUAGAUCCACUGGACUUGUCAUAGAUUCUGGAGCAACACAGACGAGUGCUGUACCCGUUCAUGAUGGAUAUGUUCUUCAGCAAGCAAUUGUGAAGUCUCCUUUAGCUGGGGACUUCAUCACCGCCCAGUGCCGACAGAUGUUUGAAGAACAGACUAUUGAAAUUGUCCCACCUUACCUCAUUGCUAGUAAGGAAACCUCAAAAGAAGGCGGGCCAGCUGUUUUCACCAAGAAGAACAACAUUCCACCACUUACAAAAUCAUUUCACAGACACAUGGUUAAUGAAACCAUACAAGAUUUUCAAGCGAGUGUGCUCCAAGUAUCUGAUGGUCCUUAUGAUGAAAGCAUUCUUGGCAAUAUUCCUGGAGUAGUGUACGAAUUUCCAAAUGGUUAUAACAACACAUUUGGUGUGGAGAGGUUUAAGAUUUGUGAAGGACUCUUUGAUCCUUCAAAUGUCAAGGGUAUAGAGGGAAGUACAGCUAUUGGUGUCACUCAAGUGGUCACCACAAGUGUAGGAAUGACAGACAUAGAUAUAAGAGCGGGUUUGUUUGGAUCUGUCAUCGUCACAGGCGGAAAUACCCUGUUACAAGGUUUUACUGAUAGACUGAACCGAGAACUUCUUUCUAAAACGCCACCAAGCAUGAGAUUAAAGCUGAUAUCGAGUGCACCCACCGAGAGACGAUUUAACCCAUGGAUAGGCGGUUCUAUUCUCGCAUCACUGGGCUCAUUUCAGCAAAUGUGGAUAUCAAAGCAAGAGUACGAAGACCAAGGAAAGGGUUGUGUUGAAAGAAAGUGUCCUUGACAAUUUCGCCUUUCGCAGCAACUGUAGUCUAUAUUUAAUGUAUCAUAGCAGAUUUCACCAAAUCACCGUAAAGCUCUCCUGUAACGUUUUUAUACUUCAGAAUACGUUAUAAAUACAUGUUGUGCUUGAGAUUAUUUCUCGUACCAGGGGUAAACCGAACAUCUUGACAGAUGGACUAAUUUUGACGUUUUCUGCGCAAAGUUAACAGAAGUGGAGAAAAACGCUCAACGCGAUGGAACACUAAUGCUCUCACAUUUGAUCAACCAGUGUAAAACCCACAUCUUAAGUUUAUGAAAUGUCUCAAGUAAACUGACAAAAUAUGA